GUAAAAUGUUUAAUUGCGCUAACAUGACAACGGCGUAUUUGGAAGGUGAAUCACGUGUCUGUACCGUCCCCGUUAUCCGCCGCUAUAAAAACCGACAGGAUGCAGCGAGCCGAGCAGCUUCAGACCGUCCGGAUUCUCAGCAGACACUCAGAGGUUUCACUCCCUGUUCUCUGCUGAGCCUUGAAGAGUUGGAGACGAUGAUGAUGAUGAAAAAAGAUUGGAGGUUUGUGGCGGUGGCCUCUCUUCUUCUGGCCUCGGUGAACUGUAUCCUCCAACCCACAAAAGAAGAACUGAACGAAAUCUCCCUGAUGGGAGAGAAGUACCUGGACAAGCAGAUCGAGAGCGCCAUUAACGGAGUGAAGGAGAUGAAGAGCGUGAUGCAGAAAUCCUCAGAAGAGCACAAGAGGUUUUUAAAGGACCUGGAAACAACUAAGCAGCAGAAAGAUGAGGCCAUAAAAAACGCACAGGAGAUGGAGGCCAAGCUGGAGCAGCGGGAGGAGGUCUGCAACGAGACCACGAAGGCUCUGUGGGAGGAGUGCAAGCCCUGCCUCAAGGUCACCUGUGUCAAGUACUACUCCAGAACGUGCAGCAGUGGAUCUGGAUUAGUGGGACGCCAGCUGGAACAGAUGCUGAACAGAACAUCUCCUUUCUCCAUCUGGAUCAACGGCGAGAAGAUCGACGUACUGAAUCGGGAGAGUCAACGACAAAACACAGAAUUUAAGAAUCUGGAAGACCGUUACACAUACAUGGCCGACGGCGUGGACAGCAUCUUCUCCGACAGCAUGAAGGUGGCAGACCACGUCCCCUAUCAGGGUCCGCUGUCCUUCUUCUCCAACUUCUUGGGUCAACAUCAGCCGUUCACUCGUUCACUCUUUUACAACCCAUUUCACGACUUCCAGAGUUUGUUCUCCCCCCUGAUGGACAUGAGCAGGAACGCCUUCAGUUCCAUUGGCUCCAUGAUGGACACAGAUAUAGAUACCGACAUGCCAACCGACGAGGACGGCAGUGUGAACGAGGACGUGAUCAUCGCCAAACCUUUUGGCAACAGUAACAUGACCUGCAGAGAGAUUCGCCGCAACUCAGCCGGCUGCCUCAAGUUCCGCAAUGAGUGCAGGAAGUGCAAAGAGAUCCAGUAUAUCGAUUGCUCCGGGAAGAACCCCCUGGACACCCCCCUGAAGAAAGACCUGGAGGAGGCUCUGGCCCUGGCUGACCGUUUCACACAGCACUACAACAAGCUGCUGAAGAGGUUUGAGGAGAAGAUGUUCAACACCUCCAGCAUCCUGGACAUGUUCAACAAUCAGUUUGGCUGGGUGUCUACGCUCGCUAACAGGACCAACACCAAGGACGGCAUCUUCAGCGUUCAGACGGUAAUUUGUAAGGACAGCGAGGGUGAUGGGGAGGACACCAAAGUGUCUGUGCAGCUGUUUGACAACCCACCCAUGACCUUCUCCGUGCCCGGGGACAUCCCCUGGACUGACCCGAAGUUCUCAGAGGUGGUGGCCCAGGAGGCUUUGGACCGCUACAAGGAUAACAGUGUCAUGGUCAAGUAAAGAGUCGGGGUCCGGCCCGAUCUUCACCAUCUGCUGUCAGCAUUCUCGACGAACCCCGUUGGAGAGAGAAAACACACGUGGGACCUCCGCAGCAAAACAUUUAAAUCCUUUAGGCUCUGCUUGCACAAAUCACAAAGUUUAAUCUCAGAUUUAGAUUAUUAGAGCUCUUUGUUCUGCUGUAACAUGAGGAACAGUGGAUGUAGAUAAUCUGCAGUACCUCCACAUGGAAGCCAGCCGAGCACUCGAGCUUCACAGCACAAAUCUAUCCUUGGACGGGAAAGACUGGUGGAUUUGGGAAGAGCUAAACUGUAUUAUUUAUGAGUUGCACGAAAUAUGGCAGAAUGGGGUUAUUGCGGCCGUUUUACAACCCUUCGCUGCAUUUCUAACAGUUACUGCACUUUGCUAAAUGCCAGAUGUUUAAAGACUGAUUUUAGAGACUGAUGUUCAGAAAGUGUAUGGAAUAAAAAUCUGCUUUGGUCAAAUAGUUGGUAAUGUUCAGCUUUGCUUUGAGGCCUCAGUAUGACGGCAACAACGAUUCAAUAAAACCUGCUUGUACCC
Thalassophryne amazonica is the source of this 2108-nucleotide messenger RNA. RefSeq names its product clusterin (gene clu). The record is from RefSeq and is a predicted model, not a curated record. NCBI's taxonomy places the organism in Eukaryota, Metazoa, Chordata, Actinopteri, Batrachoidiformes, Batrachoididae. The transcript is spliced from 10 exons. The coding region runs from base 6 to 1550 and encodes 514 amino acids.